Molecule: messenger RNA, 7305 nt
Organism: Carcharodon carcharias (great white shark)
Lineage: Eukaryota; Metazoa; Chordata; Chondrichthyes; Lamniformes; Lamnidae
Gene: eif2ak4
Product: eukaryotic translation initiation factor 2 alpha kinase 4
Exons: 40
Coding region: 159-5156 (1665 amino acids)
Biological process (GO): regulation of translational initiation by eIF2 alpha phosphorylation; DNA damage checkpoint signaling
Cellular component (GO): cytosol
Molecular function (GO): protein binding; ATP binding; eukaryotic translation initiation factor 2alpha kinase activity
Source: RefSeq, a predicted model, not a curated record
GUUCCGGGUGACGCCGGGCCGGCUGCCGGAGAGGCUCUGGUCGGGGCCUCAGCUGGAGUUAUGCCGAGGGGUCACUGGAGGCUGCAGGCCGGGAGCUGCGGCUGGCGAGGAGCCCGUCUCACUCCUCCCCCGUACCGAUAACGGCCCCAGGUCGGACCAUGAGCGGCCAGGAGCAGGAAUCACACUCGGAGCAACAAGAGACCGAGGUACAGGCCCUGAGCUCCAUUUACGGCACGGACUUUAGGGACCUCCGGAACCAAGACCCAUGGAAGGUAAAACGUCCCCCAGAAAUUUGUAUAGUGCUACACCCUCAGGGAUUGAUCAACGUGAAAGAUAGCCAUGUUGCAGUGGAUUUACAUGUUAGUUGCCCAUCCAACUACCCAGAUGUACCUCCAGAAAUCGAGCUGAAGAGAGCGAAAGGCUUGUCUACUGAAAAAUGUAAUCAGCUGCAUGCAGAGCUGGUGAAACUUGCCAAAGGUCAUUGUGGAGAGGUGAUGAUAUUCCUCUUAGCGGAUCACGUGCAGGCAUUUCUCAGUGAAAACAACAAUCCUCCCUCCAAGUCCUUUUACGAGGAAAUGCUGAAGAACCAACAGGAACAGCAACAGCGGCUAGCACAGGAGGAACAGCGCAGAAUAGAGCAGAAAAAGAAGAAUGAUGAAAAAGUGCAACGUCAAAUUCUUGAAGAAAUACAGAGACUCGAAGAGGAGAAGAGAGAUGCAAAGAAACUAAAUCAGUUGGCCAAGCAGGAGCGGCGGGAAAGUGCACAAGUGACCAUUCCAGGAAAUCCUUCCAGAAUUCCUGCUUUAAACAGGCAGUCUCCUGACAGCUCGAAUGAAAAAGUAGCGGACCAAGUUGAUCACAAAAAAGGAGGGAACAACCGACAUCGAACAAAUUCCAACAUCCGCUCAAAACGAGAACGGCAACUUUCUGUAUGUAGCAAUGAGGACAGUUCCCAGCUACACAAGCUUACACAUUUCAAUAUGGGAUCAUCCGGAGGGUUCACGGUACACAGGGGAAAGCUUGUCGGUGAGAGCGAGCAGUUGAGCCGGGCUGUCUACAAUGCUUUGGAAGAAUUGACAGGAAAUUUUGUGGUAAUCUAUGAAUGGGUUCUUCAGUGGCAGAAGAAGAUGGGCAGGUUUCUCACCAGUGAGGAGAAGAACAAAAUUGAAAAAUGUAGAAAGCAGAUUCAAGGUGCAGAAAGUGAGUUUAGUUCCUUGUUGAAACUGAGCCACUCUAACCUGGUGCAUUACAUGGCAAUGUGCUGCAAGGAGCAGGAAAACUCCAUCGUGAUCAACCUUCUUGUUGAAUAUGUCAACGGCUCCAGCCUCUCAAAUGCCCUGAUCAAAGGGACCCCCAUUGCAAUUGAACGGCUCCAGCACUACACAGUGCAGCUUCUGGCAGCCUUGGACUAUCUCCAUAAUAACUCUGUGGUUCAUAAGGUCCUUAGUGCCUCAAGCGUUCUGGUAGAUAGCGAAGGCAACGUGAAGUUGACGGAUUACAGCAUCUCGAAGCGGCUGGCUGAUAUUUGUAAGGAGGACGUGUUUGAACAGACCAAAGUGCGAUUCAGUGAGAAUGCUCUGCCUUACAAGAGUGGUAAAAAGGGAGAUGUGUGGAGGCUGGGCCUCCUUUUGCUGGCUCUUAGCCAGGGCAAGGUUGUAAAGGAAUACCCAAUAACUGUGCCGAACAACCUGCCCAGCAACUUUCAGGAUUUCCUCAGCAAGUGUGUGUGUUUAGAGGACAAGGCACGCUGGAGCCCCCAGCAGCUACUUGAGCAUUCCUUUGUGAAGCCCCCAUUGGUUCCUGCUCCCUCGCCCUGCAAUGAAGACAGUCCAGAAGAUUCAGCAGGAGGAACAGACUGUGCAGAAACUGUUAUCCCGAACAGCCAGCUCCUCGCUGCGUCACUUUACACAGACACCCAGAGGCAGUUGUCGCGCUAUUACAAUGAGUUUGAGGAGCUACAGCUUCUAGGUGAAGGUGCCUUUGGCGCUGUCAUCAAGGUGAAGAAUAAAUUAGAUGGCUGCUAUUAUGCUGUUAAGCGCAUCCUGGUGAAUCCCACCAGUAAACACUUCCGCAGAAUAAAGGGUGAAGUGACACUGCUCUCACGUCUAAACCAUGAAAACAUUGUAAGGUAUUAUAACGCCUGGAUUGAGAAACAUGAAAUCCAGUCCGCUUCGAAUCCAACCACAGAAAACUCGCAACAGACUCCAUCCUCACCUGAGUUGGACCAUCAAACAAAAUUGAGUUCAUUAGAUGACAUUGAAAAAAAUGCCUCACCCCAAGUCACAACCAGUUCAGUGGAAUGGAGCACAUCAUGUGAGAGAUCAUCGAGCAUCAAAUGCACUGAGAGGGAGUCAAGUGAUGAGGAUGAUGAUGAAGAAGAUGUGUUUUGUGCAUCAUUUUUACCAGUUGACAUUGAUUCAGACAGUGACAUCAUCUUUGAGAAUGGCACUGGAAACAGCAACAACGGCCCUGUGGACUUCCGACCCAUUGUCUUCUUCUCAUCCUUUUCUGAGCUGGGCAGGGAAGCUGCAAAUGCAAAGAAUCCUGACAUUGAGAAAAUGGAGAAGGCAGAGGUCAUACUGCUACCACAGACAGUGCACUAUCUAUAUAUUCAGAUGGAAUACUGUGAGAAAAGCACAUUACGAGACACAAUUGACCAGGGACUGCAUAGAGAUAUCAAUCGUCUCUGGAGGCUGUUCCGGGAAAUCCUUGAUGGACUAGCUUAUAUCCAUGAACAGGGUAUGAUUCAUAGAGAUCUGAAACCUGUUAAUAUAUUUUUGGAUUCCAAUGAUCACGUGAAAAUAGGAGAUUUUGGCUUAGCCACAGAUCAUCUUUCUAAUGUGGCAGGUGACAGGCAGGAAACAGAUGGCAGUGGAUCUAUUCAUUUUAUCAAACCUGACCCAGCAGGGAAUCUGACUGGAAUGGUUGGUACUGCCUUAUACGUGAGCCCUGAGGUACAGGGCAACACCAAAGCCUCCUACAACCAGAAAGUGGAUCUCUUCAGUUUGGGAAUUAUUUUCUUUGAGAUGUCGUAUCAUCCCAUGGACACCGCAUCUGAAAGGAUCUUUGUACUCAGCAAGCUACGAAUGCCCACGAUUGAGUUCCCUGAAGAUUUUAAAGUGGAAGAAUAUUCAAAACAGAGAUUGAUAGUUGGCUGGCUGUUAAAUCAUGACCCGGCGAAACGUCCCACCGCAGUAGAGUUGCUGAAAAGUGAGCAUCUCCCCCCACCCCAGAUGGAGGAGUCGGAACUACAUGAAAUGCUGCACCAUGCACUGGCAAAUACUAGUAGCAAAGUUUACCGGACAUUGCUCACCCAGAUAUUCUCCCAGCAUAUCACACCUGCUAUGGAUUUCACCUAUGAUAUUGAUGUUCACAAGGGCAAUUUUUCAGCACACUACACUAUGCUGCGGCACUUCGUAUAUGAGACUGUGUGCCGGGUAUUCAAAAGGCAUGGUGCUACUUGGUUGCACACGCCACUAUUUAUGCCAAAGAACAAGAAGUUAUAUGAGGGUAGUGAAGGAGCCUAUUUCAUGGACCACAGUGGCAUGCUGAUCAUGCUGCCCCAUGACCUCAGGGUGCCUUUUGCGAGGUUUGUGGCAAGAAACAACAUCACCAGUUUAAAAAGAUACUGCAUUGAACGGGUAUUCAGACCCCGAAAGCUGGACCGCUGUCACCCUAGAGAACUCUUAGAAUGUGCAUUUGACAUUGUCACGCCAAUUACAAACAACUUGUUGCCAGAUGCAGAGGUGAUCCACACCAUUGUCGAAAUUAUUCAGGAAUUUCCUGUUCUGCAGAAGCGAAACUACAGAAUCCAUCUGAACCACACUAGCCUGUUGAGGGCAGUGAUUCUACACUGUGGGAUACCAGAGGACAAACUCCAGCAGGUGUGCAACAUCCUGUGUGAUUCUAUGAUGGGGAAGCUGACCAGACAAGAGGUAGAAGCCAAGUUCUACAAUCUCUCAUUGUCACAAAACAAUCUGUUGCUCCUACACAAGCAUAUUGAGAAUAAAUUGGAUCUGGAAGAACUGAAAGUUAUGCUGACACCUCUGAUGAAGGGGAAGUUGGUUGUUUGCCAGUUGGUAAAACAGGCCUUAAAGGAGCUUGAGGAAGUGAUGGAACUCCUAAAGAAACUCGAUGUCAAACUACAGGUGGUAAUUAAUCUGGGCCUUGCCUACAAGGUGCAGCAGCACAGUGGAGUCAUUUUCCAGUUUGUAGCACUUGUGAAGCGGCGACACCACAUUGUCCCGGAUAUUUUAGCAGCUGGAGGGAGAUAUGACAGUCUGAUUCUCGAGUUCCAGAGACCACAAGUCGUAGGACCAGUCCCCUCUGCCGUGGGAGUCAGCCUUGCCUUGGAUAAAAUCCCUGCGCUUUGUUUCACAUCUGAACUGCCCGCUUUCUGUCAUUUUGAGACACUGGUGGUUGCAGUGGGGAAGAUGUCGCUGGAGAGAGCCAUCAGCAUCAUCCAGAACUUGUGGAAAUUCGGCAUAAAAGCUGAGUUGCUUCACAAUGUCUCUCAGGAAGAAGUUCAGGAGCAUUGCAAACAGACUGGAAUCAGUUACUCAGUCCUAGUCUCAGAUAAAGAGAGUAAACAUGUGAAGGUGAGAUCAUUUGAAAAGGACAAACAGACUGAAAAGCGGAUUCCGGAAUUGGAGGUGGUAGAACACUUCCAGAAAAUCAGGUCCAGAAUGUUGGAGGAAAAGGGAAACAGGGAAACUCCAGAGAGCCCUAUCUCACAGAACCUAAAGGGAUCACUCUGCAGUUCUACAGGGCCUUUUGAAUCACAUGGAAGUUCCUUAGUGCCAAAUUUGAAUUUAAUUUCGCCUGAAAAGUUGUCAUCCAGCACUAAACGGCGAUACGAGGAAAAGGUUCUGUCAAGACUUCAAACCUUUGUCACCAACCUACAGCAGAAAAGCAGUGACAUUGAAGUUUUAGCGGUUGAUGUAUCAAAGGAAACUCUGCUCAGCUUCUUAUCGCUGGAGUACGGUGGAGAUGAGCAAACAUUCAACGCCAGUGUGCAGCAUUUGCUCUUGCGGUCAACUAAACAGCGUUACCUGAAAUCCAUUUGUGACCAAAUCCAUCACUUCAAGUUGAUCAAGAGAGUAUCCUUGCUGGUUCUGUACAGUUACAGAGACGACUACUACAAGAUUCUGUUUUAAUGAGGCACCCUCUUUGAAGUUUGUGCAGAAGAGCUGUACUAACCAGGGGAAUUGCACCAGUGGAGUGUCACAAGCUGGAUAUCAGCGCUAGGAAUAUUUGAAUUAAUACAAUUCUUCUUUCCAGAUUAGUGACAUCCCUGUUAUGUGUUAAGUCAUGUGCCAUCCAGUCAGCCCUCCUCCAGAUUGUGUUCUCAGUCCUGCACUUUCAAUUAGUUUCUCCAAAACUGCCCCCCUCCCAAUGCAAAGGUAGUGAUUGUUGAGGGCUCCAUUGCUAUGGAGACUGUAGUGCUUCCUGUGUAGCCACUUUCCCAUGUGAGAGUGUCAGUGGAUUGUGACAGGCAUCAGGGUGCUACAUCCUUUCACGUAGCAAGCAUUGGAGUGUGAAAUAAGUGUGGGUCCUUUCACGUCACAAGUACCGUGUGCUCUCCUGACUAAGUCAUGGUGUCUGCAACCCUGCCAGGCACAAUGUAACCCUUUUUCAAGGUAAAAAUUUACUGUCUGUAAAAUGAAAUGUGUUAGUAAACAGUUCCUGUGUUGUUUUUCUCUAUGGUAUGUUGUUUCAUGUACCUCUGUAGAUUAUCAGUGUUUGCUCCACCUGCUGUCCCUAGUCAGGCAUUUUUCAGCUAAAAUUAGUUUCAUAACAGCCCACUGAGAGACAUGUUACUUCCCUACUCUCAGCUGUGAGACGUUUGAGUUCUGAACAGUCACCACCACCCUGAGCCUCAGCUAGUGCUUGCUAUGACACUUGGAGCCUGCAGUGUUGCCACUCACCCUAGCUGCAUCUUUCCACUCAGAUCAUUUUGUCUUGGAUAACCAUGUGAACAAAAUUACAUAUGCUUGAGUGGACAAAAAGUGCCUUUUAAAUCCAUUUCCUAGUGGUCCCCACCAAUUGAUGUCGCUGUCAGUUUAAUCCUGGGCAUUAAAAGUUAAUUUUCUGACACACUGUACUGAAUUUGAAGGGUACAUUGGAUCUCUGUGCUGUUUAACUAUUAACCUGCUGGAGAUGAAUUUUUCACAUAUGGUUUAGUUAAGAAUCAUGGAGUAUGAUUUUAAACUGGAGUAUUCCUAAACAAAAUCUAAUUUCCAUGUGAAUGUAGUAUCACCUUCAAUAACAGGCCAACUCAUGAACAGGCACUGGGGCCACAUUGAGGAACUUAACAAUAGUUUGACUUGUGGCCAAUCAAACUCUUGAGUGGCUCAGCUGUAAUGGCACACGUUGGCAUUUAGCCAAACUAAAUUGCUGCUGCCCCUUUUCUCAGUCACUCACUCUGCAGUUCCAUUUCUCAACUCCUUUACAUAUAGGUUGCUGAGUACAGCCUUGUAUCACUGCCACUAACUAGAUCAGGGCUGGGAACAAUGCUGAAGCUAAGUUUGUAGCAUCUAUUGAAUGUUCCCUAUUUAGUCAAAAGUAUUUAGGAAAAUAAACAUUGAUUGGUUUGUUGUGGCUCAUGUUCAGUUUAGGAAUAAAUUAAGAUGAAGUCUGUAACCACUGCAUUUUUAUCAUGGACUAUCGAUUGAUCAUUUGGAGCUUUCCUCCUGCCUUGGUGCUGGAGAGGAGGGUGUAUAAUCGCAGCAACAAGGAAAUGAGCCCUGCAGUUCCAUGGGGAUUUUCCCCAAUCUCCUGGUGUAACUUGGCAGUGGAUCAGUGGGACUUGAGACCUUACGGGAUAGAAGGAGGUCAUUUGGCCUUUCAAUUCCAUGACAGCUCUCUGAAGAACAGUCCAAUCAGUCCCAUUGUAUCCCCAUCGCCCUGCAAAUUUAUUUCCCUCAAGUGCCUAUCCAAUUUCUUUUUAAAAACAUUGAUUGUCUUUGCUUCCACUGCCCUUGCAGCCAGUAAGUUCUAGGUCAUUGCUGCGUGCUGCAUAAAAAAAAGUUCUUCCUCACAUCCUCCCUGUAUCUCUUGCCUAAAAUCUCAAAUCUGUGUUCCCCUAUACCUUGUACCAUCAAUUAAUGGGAACAGCUUUUCUUUGUCUAACUUAUCUAAACCUGUUAUAAUCUGGUACACUGCUAUCAAACUUGCUGGUAUCUUGGAGAUCAGAGCAACCUUUAGGGAAUUUUGUGUUUACAUUUGAGACUUAAAUAAUUAUGAUGCUGUGAAUUUAAGUUGUUUACUACAGAGGUUUGAGGAAGAAUAAAUCAUUUAUCUGCA